AUGGCAUUUCUUGGCUUUGAACGAGUACGGAGAAACUUCAGGAGCUUGUGGAUAAAUGGGAGGAUUAAUGAACAAAAGCAGGUGUACAAAGGCAAUGCCAGUUCUCAAUUGCGACAAAUGCGUGCAGUAGGCAUAGUAACACAAAUAGGUGCAUACUUCUUUUUAGCAUCUGGGGUUCCGGGUUUGGGCAUGUCUGCCAUGGCAACUUUGGCAAUGGAGCAUGCAGCAGCAGCAGCAGCCACUGCAAACAUCAAGUCCCUUCUGGUGCUGUUGUUUCUCUCUUCCACCAUUUUUCCAUUCUGGGAAUCCUUGGAGGCCUUAACCACCACCAUGACACGGCAGGAGGUGGUGGCUGCUGCGGCUGAGCCACCCAAGAAUUAA
Messenger RNA from Fraxinus pennsylvanica, 381 nucleotides. Lineage: Eukaryota; Viridiplantae; Streptophyta; Magnoliopsida; Lamiales; Oleaceae. The record is from the annotation of a GenBank genome assembly.